Molecule: messenger RNA, 2438 nt
Organism: Cajanus cajan (pigeon pea)
Lineage: Eukaryota; Viridiplantae; Streptophyta; Magnoliopsida; Fabales; Fabaceae
Product: glycerol-3-phosphate dehydrogenase [NAD(+)] GPDHC1, cytosolic
Biological process (GO): carbohydrate metabolic process; glycerol-3-phosphate catabolic process
Cellular component (GO): cytosol
Molecular function (GO): NAD binding; glycerol-3-phosphate dehydrogenase [NAD(P)+] activity
Source: RefSeq, a predicted model, not a curated record
UCAACCAUACAGCUUCAUUACAUUACACUUGCACCCUUUUCUCUCUCUUAUUUAUCUCUUUCUGUCUAUGGCAAGACCAAUGUGAACUAGCUUCUUCUAGUUUCAGUUCUAUUUGCACUUUUUUACUUUGUAUGUUCAACUUCAGUAGCAUUUCAAUGCAAUAUUUCUCACACAAUUUUAAUUUUUCUUUUUGUUUCUGGUGAGCCUUUUUCCCUUCAACAAGGUCGGCUCUUGCAUUUAAAAACAAAAUAUUAUGGUGACUAAGGAAAUCAACCCUUUGGUUGAAUAGACACAACUUCGGAGUUCCCACACAAAAAGUUAAGGGUGUGAUGUAUUUAUUUUGUUUUUUUACUGGUUCUUGCUGGGUAGAUGAGCAACCAUAGACGGAGAAAACAAAGCUACAUUUGUUUUUGAAUUUUAUAUUUUGUUUCUUUACUUCUGGUCUUUAGGCAUAGGCAUGUGCACUGCUUAGAAUGCCAAAAAAAGGACAAUUAUUGUUAGUAAUGGUAUGACAUAUUUCAUGCAUUCCUCUAUUUCAACUAGAGUUUGGAGUUGGAGAAGCUUUAGGUCAGAAAAUCUGGAAAGGAAACCCCAAAUAUUAGUUAGUUCAGUUUUUGGUCCAGCAAGAUCCACCAAAAAGAUUUGAUUCUCCAGUUCAUUUUACAUCUUAUUGGUAACACAAGCCUCUGAUCAAAAGGGUCAAGUUCAGUAGUUGAGUUAGAGGAAUGUGAAAGGCCUAAGAUUUAGGGGGGGUCAUAUAGGAGUGUGUGUGAUGUGUCAUAAAAGAACUCACCCAUUGAAAAGUUCAUAGAACCAGAGAAGCCAAUAAAGCAUUGGAGAUUUCAUUUCAAGGCUUGUGUUUAUGCAUGGUGGGAAGCAUCAUGGGAGGGGUUAGUAAUGAAUACUCAAAUGGAUCUGUUCAGGGCUGCAUUGGCUUAGAGGAGAAGCUUGAUGAUCUUCGUGGCCUUGUUGGAAAAGCUGAUGGUGACCCUUUGAGAAUUGUGAGUGUUGGAGCUGGUGCAUGGGGCAGUGUUUUUGCUGCGUUGCUGCAAGAUACUUAUGGCCAAUUUCGUGACAAGGUGCAGAUCAGGAUAUGGAGGAGGCCAGGGAAGACAGUUGAUAGAGCUACUGCAGAGCACCUCUUUGAAGUUAUCAACUCAAGGGAGGAUGUGUUGAGGAGACUGAUAAGGCGUUGCGCUUAUCUGAAAUAUGUUGAGGCUAGGCUUGGUGAUAGGGCCCUUCUUGCUGAUGAGAUUCUGAAAGAUGGAUUUUGCUUGAACAUGAUUGAUACACCACUUUGUCCUUUGAAGGUGGUCACAAACUUGCAGGAAGCUGUUUGGGAUGCUGAUAUUGUGGUUAAUGGUUUGCCUUCAACCGAAACAAGGGAGAUUUUUGAAGAGAUUAGUAAAUAUUGGAAGGAGAGGAUCACUGUGCCUGUGAUAAUCUCUUUGGCAAAGGGUAUAGAGGCUGCAUUGGAGCCUGUUCCCCAUAUUAUAACCCCUACAAAAAUGAUUAACCAAGCAACUGGAGUGUGUAUGGAGAACAUACUUUAUCUUGGUGGUCCAAAUAUUGCCUCGGAAAUCUACAACAAGGAGUAUGCCAAUGCUCGAAUUUGCGGAGCCGAGAAAUGGAGGAAACCUCUGGCAAAGUUUCUACGGCAACCACAUUUUAUUGUCUGGGAUAACAGUGACCUUGUCACCCAUGAGGUCAUGGGUGGCUUGAAAAAUGUCUAUGCAAUUGGCGCAGGAAUGGUAGCAGCCCUUACCAAUGAGAGUGCAACCAGCAAAUCUGUAUACUUUGCACACUGCACAUCAGAGAUGAUAUUUAUCACUCAUUUGUUGGCUGAAGAACCCGAGAAACUUGCAGGGCCAUUAUUGGCUGACACUUAUGUGACUUUAUUAAAAGGUCGUAAUGCAUGGUAUGGCCAGAUGUUAGCUAAGGGUGAAUUAAGCCCAGACAUGGGUGACAGCAUCAGUGGCAAAGGAAUGAUUCAGGGAGUCUCUGCAGUGGGGGCAUUCUUUGAACUUUUGAGCCAUUCAAGCUUGAAUGUGUUGCACCCUGGAGAAAACAAGCCGGUUGCUCCUGUUGAACUCUGCCCCAUUCUGAAGACACUGUAUAAAAUAUUGAUAUCCAGGGAACAGUCAUCACAAGCUAUUCUCCAAGCUCUUAGGGAUGAAAAUCUGAAUGAUCCACGUGAACGCAUCGAGAUUGCACAAAGCCAUGCUUUCUACAUGCCUUCACUUCUUGGACAACCGUGAUUAUUUUAUCUUGGCAACAUAUAUAUGGACACCAUUAUAUUUCAUGAAUUUUUUAUGGCUUAGAACAUAUGAUAUUAUGAUGCAUUUUGCAAUUCAAACAGUGUUUAAUCCAGGACCAUUUCGAGGGUGGAAAAACACACACCCUCAUUUUGGAAAAAUCAAAAGCAUAGUAAAUUUUGA